GAAAGCUCUUAAAAGAACAAAUGAAAAUGAUGAUACCAGCACCCUUGAUGUGAGUGAAUCGAAACAUACUAGAAGAUGCAGUACUCCAUUAAAGUUAUGUGUAUGCUUUUUCUGUGGCCAAACUGGGGAAGAGAAGAAAGAGGUCCUUCACGAGGCCAGCACAUUUGGUCUAGAUGCAACAAUACGACGUUAUGCUCAAGAAACUGGAGACCAAUCCCUCCUUACAAAGUUGGCUGGUGGCGAUAUGAUAGCAACUGAAGGACAAUAUCAUGCAAGUUGUAAAUUGAACCUGUUCAAUAAAGUAAAAGCAUAUGAACGUGCAAAAGAUGACCAUAACAAAUCACAUACUGUUCAGCUUGGAAUUGCUUUUGCUGAGCUCAUAUCAUACAUUGAAGACAGUCGAAGUGAUGACCAAAUCAAAUAUUUUAAACUGAAUGAUUUGUUCAUCCUAUACACUGAAAGAGCAGAACAGUUAGGCGUUGAUUUUACUUUCGUUGGUAAGCCCAAUAAAACAAGGUUUAAAGAGAAAAUAUUAGACACAAUUCCUGAUAUCCAAGCACACAGGGAUGGCCGUGAUGUUCACCUCAUUUUUAAUGAUGCUGUGACUAAGGUAAUAAACAACACUUUGAACAGCUGUGAUGAUGAUGCAAUCAUACUGGCAAAAGCUGCAAGAAUUGUAAGAAGAGACAUUAAAGCAAACAGGACAUAUUCAUUUGAUGAUUCUUUCCCAGAAGGCUGUCAAAAUAAUGUUGUUCCAGACACACUUACAGCCCUUGUCAAUAUGAUAAUUGAUGGAAGUAGUAUAAAAGAAUGUACCUCAGAAUCAUCUCAAUGUUCUCUCAGUAUUGCACAGUUAUUGAUGUUCAAUUCUGUAACUCAUAAGCGACGUAACAUAGGUGGCAAUGUUAAUCGCAGAGAUAAACGAUGUGAAACCCCGAUACCCCUUUAUGUUGGAAUAUCAGUCUAUCAGAAAACUCGAAAACGAGAACUAGUUGACAAACUUUACCAACUUGGACUUUCUGUAUCCUAUAACAGGGUGCAAGAUAUCUCAGUUCAACAGAGCAAUAAAAUAUGCCAACAUUUUGAAUCCAUUGAGGCAGUUUGUCCACCACAGUUGAAAAUGAAUUUGUUUACAACAGGAGCAGUUGAUAAUCUGGACCAUAAUCAGAGUUCCACUAUAGCUACAAACUCAUUCCAUGGAACCGGUAUCUCCCUUUUCCAACAUCCUGAUGGCAUGAAUCAAGGUAUUCAACAACAAGUGACACCUAUUGCUGAAAAAACAAAAGAUCUCAAGCCACUCCCCGAGUAUUACAAGACUGUACCACCUACCGUUUUGAAGAAGGAAUCCAAUAUUCCGCAGAUUACUGGUGCCCUUAAUGUUGAGACAUAUGAUGUGAUAAAUCAGGCUUACAAUGAGGCUUUUGAGUAAGUUGCAUAUUGAAUUUUUAAGCAAAUCCAGAUUGAAUAAUACAUCUGAUUUUAGAUGCUCAGGAGAUAAGUAUGGCACUUGACUUUUACCUAAAGUUGGCAUAUAUAGAGCAAUCAAAUAUUUUAGCAUGUAUAGAAAUUAUUCCUCUUGGCAUUUAAUCAUUGCACUUUUUGAUCAUUUAGAAUAUGUGCCAUGUUUUUUUAGAUUAGCAUGUCCAGAUUAUAAUUUACUAGAUAAGUACAGUAAAACCUGUCAUAGUGAACACCUGUGUUCAGUGAACACUUUCAAGAGUCAUUUUACAUUGAUUCCUGUAUAUAAUUUGUAGGGCACAACUACCUACAGUGAACACUGUGGCUAUAUACGGCUUUUUGUGUUCACUAUAUCCAGGUUUUACUGUAAAUGAUUAUCUUUAAGGAGCUAAAAUAUUCACAUGUGUACAGACACAUAUUAUAAAUUCUCUGCAUUGUUGGAGGUG
This is a messenger RNA of Owenia fusiformis, 1904 nucleotides long. NCBI's taxonomy places the organism in Eukaryota, Metazoa, Annelida, Polychaeta, Sabellida, Oweniidae. The record is from the annotation of a GenBank genome assembly.